GACACUUGGCAUUGUGUGCGAAAACCCUCUGCCCCUUCCCUUCCUAACUUUGGCAGAAAGUUAUUGAAAACGGGCCUUACGCGGGGUUACACUUUGUUCUUUUUCCUCGAGAAUUCCUUGUAGUUUUCAACCGACGCAAACAAAGAGUCAAUAUAUAUAUAAGCCCAAUUCUCGUUCAUCAUCUUCCUCAAGCAAUUAAGUAGCCUUCAUUCAAAGACAUGCGAGAAACUCAAACUGGAUGGAUGUUCGAUGUGUUCGUUAGUUUCAGAACUGAAGACACUGGCAAAAACUUCACUGAUCAUCUAUGCACUGCUCUGGAUCACAAGGGAAUUGUCACCUUCAGAUACGACCAAGCACUUGAGAGAGGAAAACCCAUUUCCACAGAAAUUCAGAAAUCGAUCAGAGAAUCGAGGUUUUCGAUCGUUGUCUUCUCAAGAAGCUAUGCUUGUUCAAAUCGGUGCUUGGAUGAGCUUGUGCAGAUCCUUGAGUGCAUGUCAAAGGGUCAGAUCGUUUACCCAGUUUUCUAUGACGUGGAUCCAUCUGAUGUGCGCAAACAGAAGGGUUGUUUUGAGAAAGCUUUUUGUGAACAUGAGCAAUAUUUCAAGGACAAGGUGGAGAGCUGGAGGGCUGCAAUGAAAGAGGCAGCUAAUCUCUCUGGAUGGGAUUUGAAGAACAAGUACCAGUCAAUAGUUAUCCAAGAGAUUGCUGAAAGGAUAUUCAAUCAAUUGAGCCAAGAGGUUUCAAGUGCGCCCAAGGAUUUAGUUGGAAUAGAUUCCCUCGUCAAGGAAAUGAAUCUGUACUUAGAUACGGGGGUGGAUGAUGUUCGCAUUACAGGAAUCUGUGGGGAGAAAGGAAUAGGCAAGACAACUAUUGCUCAAGUUGUUUUUGACAGUCUGUCUGUCCAAUUUGAUGAUCGCAGCUUUCUUGCCAACAUAAAAGAAGUUUCUGAAAAACAGGGCCUAGUUCCAUUACAGGAACAACUUAUUUCAGAAAUCCUCAUGGAAAGGAGUAUGAAGAUAAGGAAUGUUCAUAAAGGUGUCAAUACAAUCAGAAACAGCCUAUGCCGUAAAAAGAUUCUUCUUGUUCUCGAUGGCGUGGAUCAAUUAGAACAACUAGAAAACUUAGCUGGAAACCGUGAUUGGUUUGGUGCAGGAAGUAGAAUCAUAAUAACAACCAGGGACGAAAACUUGCUGAUCAGAUAUGGAGUGGACAGAAUAUACAGAGCAGUGGAGUUGAAUCAUGAUGACGCUCUUGAGCUCUUUUGCUGGAAAGCCUUUAAGCAAGGCUGUCCCCCAGAGGAUUAUGCAGGACUAUGCAACCUUGUUUUAGAUCAUGCUAAGGGCAUCCCGUUAGCACUUGAAGCUUUGGGAUCGUUCUUGUUUGGUAGGAGAAUACCUGAAUGGAAAAGUGCCGUGGAUAGACUAGCUCAAGUUCCUUGCACGUGGAAUUACUUAAAAUGAAUUUUACCUUUCCGUUUCUUAUGGCUCGUUAGGGAGUGCUUUUGGAGCAGCGAAAAGCGCUUCUAAAUGAGUGAAAGCGCUUCUGUCUUUUAAAAAUGGUCUUUGGCAAAAAUUGCAAAAGUGCUUUAGGUGAGAUCCAAAAGCACUUGGAGUGGUUUUGGAAGAAGCACUUGAGAUGUGCUUCUUCUUAAAAGCGCUGUAGGACAAAACAUGGGAAGCACUUGGCUCCUUUCAAUGAAACUUUUAAAAUGCCAAAAAUACCCAUAUUUAAUUUUUUUAAAUGCCCAAAUACCCUUUCUUUUUUUUACAAAGAGCUGUUGGUGUGCAUCGCUUGGCAGCCAUGGAUGAUCGUUUUGUAAAUUCCCUCGUUUGGCUCCCUACUUCAAGUCUCUGUUGUGACCAGAGUUGCUAUGUAAUCUGGAACCAGUUUUUGACUGAAUAUAAAGUACUAUUACAUA
Messenger RNA from Prunus avium (sweet cherry), 1918 nucleotides. RefSeq names its product disease resistance protein RPV1. Lineage: Eukaryota; Viridiplantae; Streptophyta; Magnoliopsida; Rosales; Rosaceae. Gene Ontology annotation, biological process: defense response; signal transduction. The record is from RefSeq and is a predicted model, not a curated record. Gene Ontology annotation, molecular function: ADP binding.